UGCUGAGGUUGAAACGCCUGACUGACGGGGCUCAGCAAUUGGCGGGAGGGGAGGCGUUAACUCGAGGGAGGAGAAACGACCCCUGAGCGACAGCAGCCGCCGCGCCACCGAGGCUCUAUCCUCCCCCAAGGCUAAACGAGGGAGGCUGAGACCUUACGUUGCGUAAAGGCCGCUCGACCCGGAAACAAACCUUUUAAAAACCCACUCUCUCAGGGGCGGGAGGAAUCGACGCGUCCGGAAGAGCGGACAGCUUCACCGUUGCUAGGCGACAAGUCAGGCGCACCUGAGCGCUCUCGGGACCAAGACCCAGUGGAGCUGCGUCCCCACUCUGGAGGCAGGACAGAGAUUCCUUUGUCAUCAGAUGUCUUUCUGCUUGACUGAGCUACACCUGUGGUCUCUGAAGAGUACCUUACACAUUGCGGAUAGAGACAUCGGCGUCUACCAGUACUAUGACAAGAAAGAUCCACCAGUGUCAGCAACAGAGCAUGGUAACUUAGAAGAAAAACAGAGGCUGGCAGAGUCACGAGAUUAUCCUUGGACACUCAAAAAUAGACGCCCGGAAAAACUUCGAGACACACUGAAAGAAUUGGAGGAAUUGAUGCAAAACAGUCCGUGUGUGCUGAGCAAAUGGAAGAACAAAUACAUCUGUCAGCUCCUCUUUGGUUCAGGUGUGUUGGUGUCCCUAAGCCUUUCUGGGCCUCAGCUGGAGAAAGUGGUGAUUAACAGAAGCCUGGUGGGGAAGCUCAUCUCAGACACCAUCAGUGAUGCUCUUCUUACAGACAGUUUCAUCAUCUUAUCAUUUUUGGCGCAAAACAAACUAUGUUUUAUUCAGUUUACAAAGAAGAUGGAUUCUCUUGAUGUAAACAAGAGAUUGGAAAAACUCUCAGCCUUGGAUUAUAAGAUUUCCUAUUAUGACAUACCUGGCCCAGCAAACAGGACACUAGAGCGUCGCUUAGCUAUCAAUUCCAUUCAGGAUGUAGUUGUUUGCUGGUGGCCGCUGGUCAGUGAUGGCGCUUGGCCUUGGACUCCAAUCUCUUCUGAGAAGGACAGAACCAAUCUCCUGCUCCUGGGUUUUACUCAAGGAGGACUGCAGGUUCUGAGUUCUGUUCGCACAGAAUGGAAUCCUCUGGAUGUUCGCUUUGGCACCAAGCAGCCUUAUCAGGUGUUCACAGUGGAGUGCUCCAGCGGUGUAGACAAGGAGCCCAUGGCUGACAGCUGUGUCUAUGAGUGUGUCCGGAACAAACUCCAUUGCGUGUCAGUUACCAGAAUACCACUAAAAUCGAAGGCCAUCAGCUGUUGCAGGAAUUCCACUGAAGACAAACUGAUUGUGGGCUGUGAAGACUCGUCAGUAAUUCUCUAUGAAGCGCACCGCGGAGUGACUCUCUUGGCCCAGGCUGAACUUUUGCCGUCAUUAAUAAGCUGCCACCCAAGUGGUGCCAUUCUGCUAGUUGGCAGCAACCAAGGGGAACUGCAAAUUUUUGACAUUGCUCUAGCCCCUAUUAACAUCCAGCUCUUGGCUGAAGAUCGCUUACCCAGGGAGACUCUGCAAUUCAAUAAAUUCUUUGAUGUUUCAAGCAGUCUUGUUCAAAUGCAGUGGAUAGCUCCUCCUGUUGUUUCCCAGAAGUCUGAAAGAGGAGAAAUCUAUGAUCUCCUCUUCCUCAGGUUCAAUAGAGGACCUGUGGGUGUGCUGUUGUUUAAACUUGGCGUCCUCACUCGAGGACAGCUUGGCCUGGUAGACCUCAUCUUCCAGUACAUUCACUGUGAUGAGAUGAAUGAGGCAAUAAACAUCCUGAGCAGCAUGAACUGGGACACCAUGGGCCAGCAGUGCUUCGUCAGCAUGAGCGCCAUCAUGAACCAUCUUCUUCGACAAAGACUCACUCCAGAGAGAGAAGCGCAGCUUGAGACAAGCCUUGGAACCUUCUACGCUCCAACAAGACCACUUUUGGAUACAACUAUUUUGGAGUACAGAGACCAGAUCAGCAAGUAUGCCAGGAGAUUCUUCCACCACUUGCUCAGGUACCAGAGAUUUGAAAAGGCCUUUCUUUUAGCUGUUGACAUUGGUGCUCGUGACCUGUUUAUGGAUAUUCAUUACCUUGCCCUGGAUGUGGGUGAACUGGCACUGGCUGAAGUGGCGAGAAGAAGAGCAUGUGACAUUGACGUCAUGUCAGUAUCUUCUGGAGUCGAACUCCUGGGGCCCUUGGAUGGAAGAGACAUGCUAAAUGAAGCUUUUGCUGGCCCAGCUUUAACACCUGAAGGAGAAAACACAUUUCCAGAUCUUCCUUCCAUUGGUUCCACACACAGGCAUGCUGUUCAUCAGAAAAUACCAAAUGGCCCUUCUAACAGCAGACAGGCAAUCGAGAAAAGGAGUGAACAGGAGGGGAGCCCCCACCCUGACUCUUCGGUGAUCACUGCCUCAGAUGCAGAAGGAGGACUGAAAGAAGACUACAGGGGACAGGACAUUGGAGAUGUUGGUUCUCUCAGAAUGGUUCAUUUUGGUUUGGUGUAAAUCACUAGAAACUCAAAAAAAAAAAA
Peromyscus eremicus (cactus mouse) is the source of this 2532-nucleotide messenger RNA. It is a transcript of the gene Wdpcp, whose product is annotated as WD repeat containing planar cell polarity effector. The coding region runs from base 362 to 2506 and encodes 714 amino acids. NCBI's taxonomy places the organism in Eukaryota, Metazoa, Chordata, Mammalia, Rodentia, Cricetidae. The record is from RefSeq and is a predicted model, not a curated record. Gene Ontology annotation, cellular component: axonemal basal plate. Gene Ontology annotation, molecular function: protein binding. The transcript has 18 exons. Gene Ontology annotation, biological process: nervous system development; establishment of protein localization; cilium organization.